This is a messenger RNA of Vombatus ursinus (common wombat), 3956 nucleotides long. It is a transcript of the gene LGALSL, whose product is annotated as galectin like. Gene Ontology annotation, molecular function: carbohydrate binding. The transcript is spliced from 5 exons. Lineage: Eukaryota; Metazoa; Chordata; Mammalia; Diprotodontia; Vombatidae. Bases 147 to 665 code for a protein of 172 amino acids. The record is from RefSeq and is a predicted model, not a curated record.
AGCUGUGCGCGCUGGAGCCCGGCUCCGAACCUGGGUCUCCCCCUCCCCCAAGCAGCGGAACCCGGGCAUUCCCCCCUGCACCUACCCCUCCCCUUCCCUCUUCCCCCCUACCCCGGGCCCCCCGGCUCCCGCGGCUGUGCAACAAGAUGGCGGGAUCGGUGGCCGAGAGAGACGCGGAGGUGAAACUAGAAGAUGGACAUUUAAACAACUCCUUGGGAUCUCCUGUACAAACAGAUGUGUACUUUCCACGAUUGAUAGUACCGUUUUGUGGGCAUAUUAAAGGUGGGAUGAGGCCGGGCAAGAAGAUCUUAGUGAUGGGGAUUGUAGACCUCAACCCUGAGAGUUUUGAGAUCAGUUUGACGUGUGGGGAUUCCAAAGACCCUCCUGCAGAUGUGGCCAUUGAACUGAAAGCAGUAUUUACAGAUAAGCAGCUGCUCAGAAAUUCAUGUAUAUCUGGAGAAAGAGGUGAAGAACAAUCAGCAAUUCCUUAUUUUCCUUUCAUCCCCGACCAGCCGUUUAGGGUGGAAAUUCUUUGUGAACACCCACGAUUUAGAGUAUUUGUGGAUGGACACCAGCUUUUUGAUUUUUACCAUCGAAUUGAAACACUGUCCUCAAUUGACACAAUAAAGAUCAAUGGAGACCUUCAGAUCACUAAACUUGGCUGACCUGGGUGCCCAGAUCAUUGUCCCUACUCCAAAUAGGAGCAGAUGCCACCCUCUGUUGUCUGGAACGGCAAUCCUACCAGGAUAUGGAGACUUAACAAAACAAACAUAAACAAACAAACAAACAAAAAGACACACUUCCCAGUCUCUUCUGUGUGUGCAGUUUAACCCCAAAAUGAAGACUUGAACUGGGGUUUACCCUCUUGAAGAGAGCUUUUGGGUAACAGACACUGAGCCGAUGUCCUGGAGCAAAGUAAUACAUUUAUGCUGGGUUUUGUUCCUAUCAAACUAGAAUGGGUGUGGGGUCAUUUGGGAUUUGGGGCUUAAUUGGCAGCAGUGUAUUCAUUCAUCUUUCCUUUGCAGAAGGAGGUCUGCAAACAAAAGUGCUAAAAUAGUAGUAAUAAUAUUAAUAAUUUUAAAUACGGUACACAGAAAAGUUUUCUUUUGUGCAACCAGUUUCUGCACUGAAGUAGAUUCAUGUAGCACAACCAAUAACAUUUUAGUCAGGGUAUUUACAUAGAAUGUAGGUUGUUCAAGUUUUUUGCACAGCAUAAUAUUAAUACAGUUUUUAAAGCUUUCUUGGUAGUUUAUUUAUACUCAGUGUAUGUAUUAGAAAAACAAGCAGUUAUUGAGUACAUACAGAGAACAGCAAGUCAUGAAGUUUUGAAUGUACAAAUGACUUAGGUCCAUGGGAUAAAGUAAACUUUUAUCGCUUCUGAAACACAUAUACAGUUAUUUGAAUAAUUGAGUUCUGGUGGUGUCCUUUACACCCCUAAAAUUAAGCUCCUUUGGAACAGUUGCUCUAAAUGCUUUGGGGGAAGUGGGGAGAGCUUUGCAGUAAUUUAAUUAAAAUUAUUUCCCAUGCUAUUGGUCAUUACAUGUAACUACAUUUACCCUGAGUUUGCUCCUUUCUGUGAAUUGACAUAAUACAUAAUAUGGCUUCCCUAUGGGUAUAUUCCCACAUUUUCUUGGAAUUUAUACCAUAGCUCAUUGUGUAAUUGUUCAGUUAAUUGAAAAUACUUAUGAAGUGAUUGCAAAGACAAUAUUUUUUAAAAUGUACUUUACAGGGACUUUCAACUUAUUAUAAAGAGGGUGUUCGUGACAUGAUAGAUAGCAAAGUAAGUGUACCAAGAGAACUUUCUGGAUUUUGAAAUAAGGUUAAUAAUAUUUACGCUGUACCAAUAACAGCUGCCGAAUUUCAGAGUUCAGAACAUAGGUCUCCUUUCAUAUGUCACUCUUAGCAGUUUCCCUAACCAGUGCCUCCUCUGCUUUGGCUGACUGACUGACAGAAUCGAUUAUCUUCCAUCUCUAUUGAUCCUUACAGGAGGAAAGAUUAGGAUUGAGGCUGGAUCCCAACUAAGUAAUUCUGUUUCAAAGGGUUAACUCUCAUAUUGUCAAGCUUUUGAGUGUGGACAAUUUUAGGCUCAGCAGAGUUUUGAUACCACAUACUGGCUGAGCUGAUAAAUGGGUUCGGUUUCUCUAAGGAGAUGUAGAAAGUACUGUAACUAUCCAUGGAGGGAAGGUUUAAGGACUGGCCUCUGAGCUCCACCCUCCCAGGCUGUGCUGGUGGCAUUGGUUAGAACUUCGCAUUAGUAAGGUCCCAUGGAGAGCAGGACUCCAUAUUGACUCCCAGCUCUGCUAUCUGUGUGACCUUGGGUACUUCUCUGGCCGUAGAUGGUGGUCUCUAUGGUCCCUUCCAGCUCUAAAACCUCGUGAUCCUAAGAGUGGCUGUGGGGGGUGGGGGUAGGGUGGGGGAGGUGUAUUUAUAUAUAAUUCAGAUUUGUUGGUAGAAAAUCGAGUCUUGUUAACGGUCAUGUUUGCUUUUUAGUUAUUUUACACAACAUGCAGACAAAUGGAAAUGACCAGGUCAUUUCCACAUGUCGAAAGAAGGUAGACAGUGUUUCAGCACCAAAGUAUAAUCUUUAAAAAAAAAAAAAAAAAGGAAAGAAAACCAAAAUCAUGAGGUUUGAGGAUUCUUCCCCAUCUCGGAAACUGUUUAACACAGUCUCACUGUGUUAUAUAAGAAGAUUCAUUAUCUCCUCAGAUCCACUUUGCUCCGAAGAGUUUUACUAGUUUGGCUAGACUGCCUUUGAUCAACUUUUCUCACCUUAGAGAAGUGUAAGCCUCCCUUAUUCUGAAGAGAGUUUGUAGCUAUUUAUAGCAUAACUGGGCUCUGCUCAUCAUUAAAUGAUCACCUUUAGAAGGUAGCCCGCCAGCUACAAAAUUCAGCAGAAAAUAGAGGGCACUUGAGUGUAACCGGCUGGAAACAACUCAAUUCUACCUACUUAUCACUGAACCAAUUAACGGGUCUUUAGGCAGCUUAGCCGCAAAGGUGCAGUGUUAACCCUUUCAUCUCAACUCAGAGAGGGCCUUGAGAGCCCAUAAUAAGCCUUUUCAGGAAUGCAUUUUAGCUGUGAGAGAGCUUGAUUCAAGUGCUGCUAAACUGGAAGGUGAAUAAUCCUGUGGUUUUAAUCAUUUUUUUAGCUGCAACUUGAAAAUAAUUUUCACCUCACAUCAUUCUGUGAGGUCUAAGGUGGGAAAUGAAGAUGAGAAGGUAACAAUUUAAAAUUUCACAAGAAAAUGUUGUUAUGUAGGCAGUUGCUGAGUACCAGAGCCCUCAUUUUCCAACAUGAUUAAAAUAAUCCCAAAUAUCAGAAUUAGACUAUUGAAAGAUAAAGUAAGCUUUACCAGGGGUCCCUAACCUUUGUUUCAUGGACCCCCUUUGGCAGUCUAGCGAAGCCCAGGGACCCCUUUUCAGAUUGAUUUUUUAAUGGCAUAAAAUAAAGUAAUAAGUAUUACAAAAGAGAUCAGUGAUAUUGAAAUACAGUUAUCAAAGUAUUUUUAAAAACAAGUUUACGAGUCACUAAGUUAAAAAACCCUUGCUUUAGACAAUCUGUUAUUUCCUUCCUACAACAUUGUGUCCGUAAAACAGAAUUGAAAUUGGUGUCGGCUCUUUGAAUUACUAAGGAACUUAUCUUUAAGAUUUUGUUUUGGAUAUGUUUCCAGUGAAGCUGACCUUCAUUUGGAACUCCUUUUAAGGUUCCUUCAUAAAAUUGAUAAAAUGAUCUUCAUUUUAUUCAAUUGCCCCCAAAAAAGAGGGAAGGAGAAAUGUUGCCUUGACAGAAACAGCCUUGACAUUCUUAAACAUUCAUGUAGAGAUAGAAUUCCUUUAAGAGAUUUUCAAAGAAACACUUUCUUAUUUUCUGUGUGGUGUAAAAUGUUGCUAAAUGUGUUAUCUUAUGUCACUGCUGAAAAUUAUUUGCACUAAAAUAAAAAAGCAUUUUGUACAAAAUA